This is a messenger RNA of Bombyx mori (domestic silkworm), 6465 nucleotides long. It is a transcript of the gene brat, whose product is annotated as brain tumor protein. NCBI's taxonomy places the organism in Eukaryota, Metazoa, Arthropoda, Insecta, Lepidoptera, Bombycidae. Gene Ontology annotation, molecular function: ubiquitin protein ligase activity; zinc ion binding; protein binding. The transcript has 7 exons. Bases 800 to 3337 code for a protein of 845 amino acids. The record is from RefSeq and is a predicted model, not a curated record.
CACUCAGUGUCGGGCGCGACUUGGCAACGUGCGUUCUGCCAGCGGCUGUCAGAAUACAGAAAAUACAAAAUAAAUCGUUUGUCAAUAAUACAAUUAAAAUAAAUUUAUUUGGUGUGUUAUUCUUCAUAUCACGGAAAACCUCUAGAAACUUCGCUCUGAGAGAUUCCGAACUGUGUUCUGUUAUCAUCCUAAACAUUUAUUAUUGUUUGUGUUUUUAUUUUGACCGGGAAAAGCCGGCUCCCUGUGGAAAUUUGUAUUUACAGUGUCUAGUUAAGUGACCGUACACAGUAUCGUUGUGAAACUAUCUCUACAUAAUUUCGCGGGUUUAUUUUGUUUUGUAUUUUUUUUUUUAGUAUAGUUUUUGGUGCGCAAGAAAAGUCGUUCCCAAUUCCCAAUCUGAUAAAAUCCACGAUUGACGGAUCUUAAGGUCUUUGCUGGGCGGCUGGAAGUGUUUAAGGUAACACAAAGAUCGUAUAUAAACAAAUUUACUCAAUAAAACUAAUAAGAAAUUCGAGAAUUCUCUACCGAACCUCAACACCUCAAGAUAAACGGUUUGGAUUGAUCGGAGCCGUCGAGUUGUGUGGAAACAAAGCUUCACGUUGUCGGAAGGUGAACGAUCUUCAUUCGACUCGAUACAGAUUAUUCCAAACUGCCGCACCAUCAGCGACGCGGAGUGCCGAGAGCCAAUCAUGAAUUAGAUAUCGCACAAACGAUAUCAAAACGUAAGUAUCCGGUAUCACCGUGGAAAAGGACAUUGAACUCUAUAUGGCGAAAAUUAAGGGAUGCCGGUUUCCUGAAGAUGGCCUCACGCACCCCGUCCCUUGAGUCGCUGCCCGGUGCCAACUCAAUAGGUUCGCUGGAGCGUGGCUCCAUAUCGCCCCUCACUCUCAGCGGUUCAUCACCCCCUGCGAGCGACUCCGCCGUAUGUGAUUUACGCGACUUCGACGGACUCGAUACCACUUGCGCCAUCUGCCGUGAGACAUUCAUCGACCCCAAAGUACUUAACUGCUUUCAUACUUUUUGCCGGGCUUGCCUGGACAGAGAACAGACCCACCCGGACAGAGUAACGUGCGUUACUUGUCGUGUUGACACUCAAUUGCCACCCGGUGGUGUUGACAGCCUUCUUACGAAUUUAGUGAUCGCCGCUGCUGUCGACCAAGACGCUGAGCUGCUCUCAUCUGGGCGACAGACAAGCUCUCCCUUGGCUCGUUGCACCGGCUGCAAGUCCAAGGAAUCUGACGCCGUAGCGCGUUGUGUUGAUUGCGCAAACUACCUCUGCCCCAACUGCGUCAUGGCACACCAAUUCAUGCAUUGCUUCGAAGGCCAUCGAGUUCUUGCAUUCACCGACAUGAAAGACGACAAAGGCAUACUGGGGACUACUAUUACGACAAGCGGAGAGAAAACCGCAUUCUGCCCAAGACACAAAAAUGACAUCUUGAAGUAUUACUGCCGUACGUGCUCCGUGCCGGUGUGCAAGGAAUGCACCAUUAUAGAGCAUCCAGCGGCUCUGCACGACUGCGAGCAUCUCUCUGACGCCGGUCCCAAACAGUUGGAGCUCAUGCAGCAAGCGGUAAACGAAGCUAAGACCCGCGCAACUGAAAUAAGGCACGUGGUCAAGACAGUAGAGCACGCCGCUGGAAAAUUACAAGUUCAGUAUCACAAGGCACAGAAUGAGAUAAACGACACUUUCCAGUUCUAUCGCUCCAUGUUGGAAGAACGAAAACAAGAACUGCUAAAAGAGCUAGAAAGUGUAUUUUCUACCAAACAAAUUGCCCUGACAGUGGUUGGACAAAAGGCGCAGGAAACUGUAGAUAAGAUUUAUCAGACAUGCGACUUUGUCGAGAAACUGACGAAAUGCGCCAACAUCGCUGAGAUCCUUAUGUUCAGGAAACUUCUCGAUACCAAACUGCAAUCCUUGAUGAGCUCUAACCCCGAACAAAGCGUACAGACAGCAUGCGAACUGGAAUUUGUUUCCAACUACCAAGCCAUCCAGGUAGGUGUACGAAACACUUUCGGGUACGUACGCUCAAGCUCAGAAGCAAACGUCGGUCCGACUAAACAACCACCGAUCGCUCGUCCAACAAACGGAUCCCUGUUGAAUGGAGGCUCAUCAUCCAGCAGCAGCAGCGUGAACGGAAGCUCUGGAAGCUUGAACGGUGGCAUUCAUCUACCUACCGGUUUGAACGGAGUUCUGGAUCGUCCAUUUACUAAUGGGCUUCUAGGGCCUACUAGCCAGUCUACUUCGCCAUUCGAAUCUAAUUUGAUUUCAAAACGAUUCAACAGCGUCAACAGCCUCGGGCCUUUCUCUGCUGCUAUCGGAGAUAUGAAUCUAAACGGAAUUAAUCCAUACGAAAAAUGGUCCAACGGUGGUUGUGAUGCCCUGUUUCCACCAACCACAACUGACCCAUACUCACUGACUGCUGUGGCACAUACCGAUCCUCUGCUAGACCUAACAAACAAAUUGAUUUCCACUGCUAUGUUCCCGCCUAAAUCUCAAAUCAAGCGCCAAAAAAUGAUUUACCAUUGCAAAUUCGGAGAGUUUGGCGUUAUGGAAGGCCAAUUCACGGAACCCAGCGGUGUCGCGGUCAAUGCUCAGAACGAUAUCAUUGUUGCCGAUACAAACAACCACCGCAUUCAGAUCUUCGACAAAGAAGGUCGUUUCAAAUUCCAAUUCGGGGAAUGCGGCAAGCGUGACGGCCAGUUACUGUAUCCUAACCGCGUCGCUGUUGUUCGCACAUCAGGAGACAUAAUUGUGACAGAACGAUCGCCAACACACCAGAUCCAGAUCUAUAACCAAUACGGGCAGUUUGUACGCAAAUUCGGGGCAAACAUCUUGCAACAUCCCCGCGGAGUCACCGUCGACAACAAGGGCCGUAUCGUUGUCGUCGAAUGCAAAGUAAUGCGGGUUAUCAUUUUCGAUCAAGUGGGCAACGUACUACAGAAGUUUGGCUGCUCUAAGCACUUGGAAUUCCCCAACGGCGUCGUCGUUAAUGAUAAGCAGGAGAUUUUCAUCAGUGACAAUCGCGCACAUUGCGUCAAAGUAUUCAAUUAUGACGGCAUUUACUUGCGUCAGAUCGGGGGCGAAGGUGUCACCAAUUAUCCGAUCGGCGUUGGCAUCAACGCAGCUGGUGAGAUCUUGAUCGCCGAUAACCACAACAACUUCAAUCUGACGAUCUUCACGCAGGAGGGCCAACUCGUAUCUGCCCUCGAAAGUAAGGUCAAACACGCUCAAUGCUUCGACGUAGCGCUCAUGGACGACGGCUCAGUUGUACUUGCGAGCAAGGACUACCGGCUGUACAUCUACCGCUACGUACAAGUGCCCCCAAUAGGCAUGUGAACCUUCCGAUUCGUUUACAGAAGAUUUUAUUGAAGGAAUGGCCGAACCCAAUCUCACCCAGCCAGCAAUAGACUCUUCUGUAACAAUGACCGCGCGUGUCAAUUUUAAACAACCGAAGGACAAUUAUGUGUGAAAUCAAUUGAACUUAAUGAUUUAAAAGUGCAAGUGUCGUAAUCUUUCGCCUGUCUCGAUGUGAUCGUGAUUUUAUUAUUGAUAAAGCAUCAUGUAUUCUGACAUGAGAUCUCUGUAUGAAUUAUUCCCAAAUGAAACUGUAAUGAGAUUAGUUUAUAGUAUUGACAUUGUUAUUAAAGUACCUAUUCAAUGAUAGAGAUUAUUCCAUCAGAUCGGAAAACAAUUUUCGACCGAUGUUCUGAAUCCCUUAUCAUUAUUGAUUUUACGAAAAAUAUUUUUUCAUAUCCCCAACACCUUUGUAUUAGGGAUGAUAUUCAGGGCAUUUGUAUUAUUUAGCCCAUUUGUUGGACCAAUAUUUUAACUAUUAUUACUUAACAAAUUGUUAGGUGUUAAGCGUGUGAUUUUAUUGUAUUAGAGAGAGCAUCGAGAUGUAUUGUUGUUAGUUUUAAGGAAUAUUCUACGGCACGAUGGCACUUCCUGUUUUUAAUUAGCACUUAUUCUGUGUCGGUGGAAAAUACGAAAACUUAAGUAAGAAGUUGUUACAUUAUUAUAGGUAAGUGUUAAAUUGAUUGAGCUGAAAAUGGACAAUCUUGGUUACUACCUAUUUGACGUAGUAUUAAAAAAAAAAAGAGGGGAAUGUGAUUUUAGGGGUUUUAUCAAUGGCAAUGUUGACCGCGGCGUUCGGGAACCAUUUUGAAUUACCAUUCGAAGCUAUAGAUAGUAGAGCAGUUUAGAGAAUCACGAACCUAUAGGACAGCAUUUAUUUGAGUGAGUUUGGCGUCUUUCAUAGUCUAAAUUCUCCGCUGAAAGUAAAUGUUCUUUUCCCAAUAGAAACAGCAUUGAUUCAUGAAAGAUUCAUCAACAAUCUCCGCGAUACCGCCUAGUCACUGAGAUCCCACGAACUAUAAUUUCCUCUUUGUUGUUUUUUACCGAUUAAUAGAUUCUCGGUUAAUUAUACGUUUUUAUACAAAUAUAAGUAAGUUUAUUAUUAUUAUUAUUUUAUAAUAUGAAUUGGACACGGUAGUAACUAGUAGAGCACUUUUAGUAAAAUGUCGUUUCGCUAGAGUUUCUUUAUAUUAGAUUGGUUUUUGUUUUGAGAUUUUUUUUUCGGAUACAUCACCGAUGUGUGUCUCUGUUUUACUUAAUGGAGUAUUGCAACAACUGCUCUUAAUAAAAAUAUUAUACAAUUUGUUAAACUGGUAAGAUAUUUUUUUUCUAAGAAAAGCGAUUUUUUUUUAAAUAUUUUUAGAAGUAGUAUUUACGGUGCAUGUAACGAUUAAUAUUUCGUAUUAUCAUUAUUAUUAUUAUUUUUGAAUUCAAUAUGUCAUGCUACUUUUUUUUUAUAUUAAUUACCGUGUGUUUGAGUGUGUUAGCUGAAUUAUUUUAGUUUUGAUUUUUAUUUUUUUUAAUUAGUGAUUUUGGUUUUUAUUUUUAUUCGAUAAUGAUUUUAAGUAUUCUUCGCUGACAGUAUGACAAGUUAAGAUCUGAUGCGAUCCUUGAUUAGUGCGCUCGAGAUCGUUCUCAUAAAUUGAUCUGUAUUAAUUUUACUUUAGGUUAUACGUUACAGCUUCGUGAUAUAUCCUCGUAUAAUAUUUUUUUAAAUUGCUAAUUGAAGCCACGCCGAUGACGUCACCGUUGCCUGACAUCCAAACGCCUCUUGGAAUACCUGCUCGUCAUGUGCCAUACAAUGUUGUGAUUGAAUAAGUGAUAUUUAGUAUUGUUUUGUAAAUAUGUACCAUAUUCUGAUUUUAAGCGUAAGAGAUGAUCUGAAUUCCUGAUUUCACCUGUCAUUGACGCUGAUAUCCGCGAUAACGGCUUGUGGUCCGUGAUAUCAUCUUCCCCGAUAGCACCGUUAUUGUUGAAUUCGGCGCUAAAUGUCUCGCGGAACGACUCAAAUCUUUAUCUCAUUUCUUGUUUUUUUUUUUAUCGUGUGCCGUCAUAUGCGGGUGUCUCGGCGUUGCUUCGAUCGCAUAGUUGGACUUCCUCAUUAGAAACUCAACGGAUUAGCUGAAUAACAUUCGUCGGUCGUAUCUUAGUGUGUUCCAAAAUUCAGUGAUCACUCACCAAUGAUUUUUUUUAUAUAGACUGCCCUGUUCCUAAUAAAACUAAGAUGAGACCGCCUUUGUUUUUCACUUAAUCCUCUGAUAGCUACAUUCAGGUAGACAGGAUAUCAGUUGGGACGUAAAAAAGGUUCGCCUCAGUUGUUUUACCGAAUUAUUUUUGCAUGUUUAAUUUUUUUAUUUGUCGAGAAAAUUAAAUGAGUUUUUUUUUUCGAUGUAUUUUAUAGAAUCGAUUACUAGAACUGAGGUAACUAGUGAUAACGGACGUAAAGACUUCUAGAUUCGUCAUAACCACAAAAUCGAUUUUCGAUUUUUUUAAACGGAAAUCGAUUUUAUGUUUUCAUUCGUGUUUUUUUUUUUACAUAAUCAACCUACUACUUAAUAUAAAUGACUUUAAACACAUUACAUUUGUAUUUAAGUAUAGUAUUGUAGUUUAUGAAAUUAUUAAUUUUUCGACGAUAAUAUUUUGCAAAUUAUGACAACUACAGCUCCGCAUGUGUAAAGCUGAUUUUUAUAGUUUUGAUUUUUUAUUUUAUUUUUCUUAAUUUUAUAUUUCACAAAAUGACAGUUAAGUAGAUGCAAACCAGAAUAAAAUUAAGCUUAUUUUUUACAUUCAAUAUUAUUUGUUUUUAUAUGCAUAAUAUCGUAAUUAUUAAUUAAUUAAUUUUAAAAUAAUGGAAAACUAUUUCAUUCUUAUAUUUGCAUUUCAAAAAGAAAUCUCGUGGACUGAUUAAAAUUGAAAACAUGUUUUUUUGUCUUUGAAUAUAUUUUGUCGAUGUUUGUUGUUAUAAUUAUUAUUAUUAUUAUUAUUAUAUUUUUUUAAUUAUUUGUAUAAAACAAUUGUUCUUUAAAUUAAUGUACGUCGUUUUGUUUUGAAUUAUUUUUGUUGUAUAAUUGCUUUUUUUUUUAUAAUAAUACCAGUUCAUUGCAGUUUUA